Anthonomus grandis grandis is the source of this 2128-nucleotide messenger RNA. RefSeq lists its product as uncharacterized. NCBI's taxonomy places the organism in Eukaryota, Metazoa, Arthropoda, Insecta, Coleoptera, Curculionidae. The transcript has 3 exons. The record is from RefSeq and is a predicted model, not a curated record. The coding region runs from base 343 to 1065 and encodes 240 amino acids.
AGAAAAUUCUGGAUUUGGCAAGAAAUAUAAAUUUAAUUAGAGAUGCACCCAUGGAAGUUGAAGGAAUAAAUAUAGUGGAAAACCCACGUAGUGUCGUUGUGCUUGAUACCGAUGAAAUGCUUUUAAAUAGUUCCGGGCCUUAUUAUGAAGAUUUCGCACAAAUAACUAAUGAUGUGCUGCAAAACAGUUAUUCCGACAUAUUCACAGAUCCGGUUCUGGAAGGUAGGUACCUCUGCAAUAGUUAAAAUGUUCUUUUGCUUUGAGCUUUAAUCUUUGUUACAGAGACACUGCCGCCUGAUAACAGUCGUGAUUUCUCUAAAGCCACAAAUUGCAGUUCUGACAAUGCAGGUGACGAUUACGUACCUUCAGAUAUAUCAUCAACAUCUGAUGAAAGUGUUUCUGCUGCGAGUUUACUCAGAUAAACAUGAAGUCUCAGAAAUACAAAUCUGCCAAGAAGUUGAGACUGUUGGGAGACAUAAUGAAGGCGUCCAGACAGACGUUGACUCAGACGUUGAUAUCGUAGAGAAUAAUCAGAACUUCGAAAUAGAGAAUGCUGAUGCACUGGAAAAUCCAGAUAGUCAAGAAAUCUUCGAUGCACCAGGAGAAAGGAAAAGAAGAAUAUCAGCUGAUCAAAGUCAAUGGAUAAGAGAAAGAAACAAAAAUUUACGUGUGCGAGGUAAAAAAUAUGUCGGAUUUUCAAGAGAGAAUGGAAAAUAUCAGCAAAAUAUAAACAGAGGAGAAAGAAAACUAAAAGGUGGAUGUAAUUCAAAUUUCUGUAGAAAGUCAAAAGUAAGAAAAUGUUUUCAAAUUACGGAAGCUCAGAGAGAAGUAAUUUUUAAUUACUUUUGGAGCGAAAUGUCGUGGGAUCAGAAAAAGGUUUACGUUGCCUCAACUGUCGAAAAAAUUUCCGUGAAACGUAAAACGCAAGAAAACUCAAGACGACGACAGGGGACUUUUGUGUAUUACCUAAAUGUUGACAAUAAAAAGCUCCGGGUAUGUCGCACAAUGUUUCUAAACACCCUUGCUCUUGGAUACAAAACAGUCCCAAGACUGGGUGAACAGUAGUGAAUCAGGCAUGCACCAGGAUGAAGGCCGUAAAAUAACUAAAAAGCGAGAAAUUGCUUUACGCAGCACUUCAAGUAUACAGCACGUUGAUACGUUUUUAAAUUCCUUACCUAAGCUAUCCUCUCACUAUAAUAGAAAAAAUUCAAAAAAGCUGUUUUUGGAGCCAGUAUUUAAAAACUUUUUAAGGUUUAUCAAGAGUUUUGCUCAGAAAAAAAUGUACCAUCAGUCACCAGGAAAUACUUUACGAGGAGAUUUAAGGAAUUAAAUUUAUCUAUAUAUACUUUAAAAAAAGAUAAAUGUAACGUUUAUACCUCUCAUGAGAAAGGAAAUCUAGCAGAAGGUGACUAUCAAGAGCAUAUUCGCAGGAAAGAUCGUGCACGAGAGGAAAAACUGAAAGAUAAAAGCAAGGCACUUUUAGAUAAUUGUAUCUUAAUUUCAAUGGAUCUGCAAGCAGUCAAAUUAUCUCCAUACUUGCAGGCCAAUGCUCUUUACUAUAAGACAAAAUUAUGUUGCCAUAAUUUUACUAUUUAUAACAUGAAAACGCAUGAUGCGUGUUGCUAUUGGUUUUCUGAAGACCAAAACAGCGAGUUGAAAGCGUCUACUUUUGUUUCAUGCUUGUUGGACUAUUUAGAAAAAAAAUGUGUUUUAACAAACGUUUCCAUCAUUAUUUAUUCGGACGUAUGUACGUAUCAAAAUAGAAACAACAUAAUGGCGAAUGCUCUUUUAAACUAAAUUUGGAGUGACCAUUUACCAAAAAUGUUUAGAGUCCGGACAUACCUACAUGGAGUGUGACUCAGUCCACUCAACAAUAGAACGAAAAACCCUACGAAGCGGUCGAGUUGGAUUUUAGUUUUUUUAGAAGCUAUUCACUAGCAGCCCAUUUAAGGUAUUCUUCCAUAUGCCCAGGAAAAUCUGCAGAUGAUCCUAAAGUUACUGACAUAAAGUGCAUAAAAUACGAUAAUCUAAUUAAGAUUAAAACAGAUUUUGAUGGUGAAUGGCAAACUUUGCCGGUGAGGCCGAAAAAUCUUGAGGUAAUAAUGGAAUAUCUGAAGAUGCACACUCA